AGAGAAGAAGAACAAGAUGUCUGAAGCAAAGCACGAUGCUACCGAGGAAUCGACUACGGAGUCCGCCUGUUCGUGCUGCAGCAGACAGUCCAUCAGCGACGUUCACGUCAUGACAGACGGCGCCCUGCAGCAGAUGGGCGUCCACAAUCGAAAGCUGGAAGAACUCGUCGGCCUGAACGGCGGCGAGUUCCGGGCACCAGCAAAGGCCGUCGGAAGCUCGUCCGCGGGAAACUCAGCGUCGUCAGCUGUAGGGACGCCAGUUGAGCCGAAGCGAGUGGUAUCGUUCAGCGAGCCUCCCAAGGACCCUGAGAUCACGUCGCUGAGCAGUGCUGCCUCAAUACGGGGCGAAAGGUCCAAGUCCAGGAGGCGUGCGGUGGGCGUCUACGUCAGCCGUUUGCACCUGAGCGGACGACCGUCAUCUGCCCGCAAAGCUGUUAAAAAGGUGAGGCGGAAAAGGAAGAAGAAGAAUGAAAUCCUGGAGGCUUCGCCAGCGUCGUCCAACCAACGAUUGCGCACUGCCCUUGGCCCAUCACUGGGCUCGUUCGGCUUCUUCGUGCUCUUUGUAGUCGGCAUGGCCCUGGUGUUCGCCUACGCAAUCGCUUUCCGCGGCGGUCGGGAAAUUCGGCGACAGGAAAGUGUCGCAGAGGAGCCUGUCAACGGGACUGUGGCACCUGGAUUGUUACCGAUUGUGGCUCGCGCGGUAUAUUCGAAGAAAAUCACAAAAUAAAUUCGAAAUAGUGUUCUGCUU
Dermacentor albipictus is the source of this 748-nucleotide messenger RNA. RefSeq lists its product as uncharacterized. The record is from RefSeq and is a predicted model, not a curated record. NCBI's taxonomy places the organism in Eukaryota, Metazoa, Arthropoda, Arachnida, Ixodida, Ixodidae.